AUGGUGUUGUGUCCGCCCUUUCGCUGGUCCUCGAGGAGCAGGUUCGAUCUAACGACUGCGGUGCAAGAACGGCGUAAUGCCGGACGACGUGAGACAUUUUACGUACUUCCGGAAAGCAAUCCAGUCCAUUCAGGAGCAAAUGGCUCUUCUAUAAAUGGAACGGUGGCGACUUACAAAAGAAAUCAAUUACUUCCAAACGAUAUUGGUGAGCUAAGCAAAAAUUCAAGUUACAUGAGCGUUCAAAGUGACAAAGCAAGAGAAAGUAGCACCAAUAGAGACUCCGAUAGUGAAUUAUUUGAGGAUCCAAAAAUAAGCUCUGGACGCAAAACCAUAUCUGAGAUAGUUCAAAGCAACCCGGAGAGGCGCAUGCGACGAAAGCGCGGUAUAAUUGCUCCACAUGCACCCCUAGAUAGUGCCAGAUCGCUUACAGACCUACAGUAUGACAAGUACUCGAAAGAUGAAGUAUCUAUAGAACAAAUUAAAAAGGCUUUACUUGCAAACGAUUUUUUAAAAAACAUAAUGGAUGAAGAGCGUUUGGAGGCUGUUGUGGAGGCGAUGGGUCCCCAAGAAUUCCCCGCCGGAAGUCUCAUGAUACGAGAGGGAGAGAGCGGGAGCCAUUUGUAUGUGUCUGCUAAUGGUCAAUUCGAGGUGUUGAAGGGUGGACAAGUUGUGAAGAAUUUCGGACCCGGCGAAGCGUUUGGGGAACUCGCCAUUUUGUAUAAGGCUAAACGAUUUGCCUCGAUAAGAUGUAUAACAGAAGCAAAAGUAUGGACUUUGGAGCGACGAGUCUUUCAAAAGAUAAUGGUCCGCAGUGGUCGCCAAGAACAGGAAGACAAUAUGCGUUUCUUAUCUUCAGUACCACUUUUACAAGGAAUUCAUCCUAUUGAGCUUGCGAAAAUCGCAGACUUUCUUAAAAGGGAAUUCUUCGCGUCUGGAACAGCGGUGGUCCGCCAAGGAGAUAAGGGGGACAAAUUCUAUAUUAUUAGGGGUGGAACUGUGGUGGUGACUAAGCGUGAUGGUGAUGGUGGUGAGCGCCGAGUUGGGUUACUCCGGCGAGGAGAGUACUUUGGUGAACAGGCUCUGCUGCACGAGGACCGAAGGCUAGCCACAGUCACAGCUUUGCCACCUGGCGUCGAGUGCUUAACUUUACAACGCGGACCAUUCUCUGAACUAUUGGGCAAUUUAGAAGAACUGAAAAACAUAAGACACGCAGUACCACGACCCUCGCAACAAAAGAAGACUUCAGAAAUAAAAAGCGAGUACGAGUAUAUCGAAUUGAAGGACCUAGAAAUCGUGGGUACAAUGGGAGUUGGUGGCUUUGGACGAGUGGAGUUGGUUCAAUACAAUAAAGAUACUACGAAAACCUUUGCGCUCAAAUGCCUCAAGAAAAUAGAUAUGGUGCAGCAACAACAGCAGGAGCACGCUUUUAAUGAGAAAAAUAUAAUGAUGUCUUGUAAUAGCAGAUUUAUAUGUCGAUUGUACCGGACAUUUAAAGAUAAUAAAUACAUAUACUUCUUAAUGGAGCCAGUGUUAGGAGGUGACGUGUGGACAAUACUUCAAAAGCAACGAUAUUUCCCAGAAAACAUAGCUAGAUUUAUGUCAGCGUGUGUCGUUGAAGCCUUUCAGUAUUUGCACUCAAAGGAUAUAAUCUACAGAGAUCUCAAGCCUGAAAAUUUGAUGUUAGACAAGAAAGGAUACAUUAAACUUGUGGACUUUGGAUUUGCUAAGCGGAUAUCGUCAAAUAGCAAGACGUGGACUUUCGCUGGGACACCUGAAUAUGUUGCUCCCGAAAUUGUUCUAAAUAAGGGCCACGAUCGUGCUGUCGACUGCUGGGCUCUAGGAGUCUUCAUCCACGAGCUGUUAGUGGGCAAGCCACCCUUCCGAGCGGCUGGAGGAGAUCACAUGAAGACCUAUACAUUGAUCCUGCGUGGUAUUGAUGCAGUCUCCUUCCACCCACGCGUGCCAAAAUCGGCACAGCUGCUUAUUCGUAAACUCUGCCGCGCUGUUCCCGCGGAGAGACUGGGUUAUUUGAAGAACGGAAUCAUUGAUAUUAAGAAUCACAAGUGGUUCCUUGGCUUCGAUUGGGAAGGUUUGAAGGAAGGCAAUCUAAAAGCCCCAUUAAUACAGCCGGUGUCGAAUGACUUGGAUCUGUCCAACUUUGAGAAAUAUCCUAAGGAUAAACUACCGCCAGACGAGACGUCGGGCUGGGAUAUUGAUUUUUAG
This is a messenger RNA of Leptosia nina, 2223 nucleotides long. Lineage: Eukaryota; Metazoa; Arthropoda; Insecta; Lepidoptera; Pieridae. The record is from the annotation of a GenBank genome assembly.